AUGUCCUCCGAUUUGAAAUUCGAAACCAUGCAAGUCCACGCGGGGCAAGUCCCGGACCCGACGACGAACGCACGCGCGGUGCCAAUUUAUGCCACCACCUCGUACGUGUUCAACGACGCGAAACACGGCGCGGAUUUAUUCGGCGCGAGAGCGUUCGGGAACAUCUACUCGAGAAUCAUGAACCCAACGAACGAUGUUUUCGAGAAGAGAAUCGCGGCGUUGGAAGGCGGAGUGGCGGCGUUAUCGGUGUCGAGUGGACAAUCGGCGCAGUUUUUGGCCAUCUCGACUAUUUGCAACGCCGGCGAUAACAUCGUGUCGAGCGCGAACUUAUACGGCGGGACGUACAACCAGUUCAAGACGAUGUUUCCGAGUUUAGGGAUUAACGUGAAGUUUGCCAGCCAAGAAGAUCCGGCGAGCUUUGAAAAGUUGAUCGAUGCCAACACGAAGGCGUUGUACAUCGAGACUCUCGGGAACCCGUCGUUUUUGGUUCCGGAUUUUAAAGGCAUGAAAGCCGUCGCCGAGAAGCACGGGAUUCCGUUGAUUUGCGAUAACACCUUUGGUGGUGGUGGAUACGUCUGCCAACCGUUGAAGUUGGGCGCGGAUAUUGUCGUCGAAUCUGCCACGAAAUGGAUCGGCGGUCACGGGACGACCAUCGGGGGUAUCAUCGUCGACGGCGGGAGCAUGAACUGGAACAACGGCAAGCACGGUAAGAUUUGCGAUCCGUCUCCGGCGUACCACGGCUUGAAGUUUUGGGACACCUUUGGCCCGGACGGCGUGUUGGGUGCCAACGUGGCGUUUAUCGUCAAAGCCAGAUUUGAAGGUUUGAGAGAUUUGGGGAUGGCGUUGAACCCGAUGGCGGCGUUUCAGUUGAUUCAAGGCGUCGAGACGUUGGGCUUGAGAAUGGAACGACACUGCGAAAACACCGUCAAGUUGGCCAAAUAUUUGGAAGGACACAAAGGCGUCGCAUGGGUUUCGCACCCGUCGUUGAAAUCUCACCAAUCGCACAAAACCGCGGAGCAGUACUUCCGUAAGGGUUGCUACGGCGCCGUGUUGUGCUUUGGCGUGAAGGGCGGUUUGGAAGCCGGGACGAAGUGCAUCGACGCGUUCAAAUUGGCGAGUCAAUUGGCCAACGUCGGAGACGCGAAGACUUUGGUCAUCCACCCGGCUUCUACCACGCACGAGCAGUUAUCUCCGGAAGAACGAACGGCGAGUGGCGUGAACGACGAGAUGAUUCGCGUUUCGGUUGGUAUCGAACACAUCGACGAUAUCAUCGCCGAUUUUGAGCAAGCGAUCGCGGCGAGUCAAUAA
This is a messenger RNA of Bathycoccus prasinos, 1308 nucleotides long. RefSeq names its product O-acetylhomoserine/O-acetylserine sulfhydrylase. The transcript has a single exon. The record is from RefSeq and is a predicted model, not a curated record. Bases 1 to 1308 code for a protein of 435 amino acids. Lineage: Eukaryota; Viridiplantae; Chlorophyta; Mamiellophyceae; Mamiellales; Bathycoccaceae. Gene Ontology annotation, molecular function: pyridoxal phosphate binding; transferase activity, transferring alkyl or aryl (other than methyl) groups. Gene Ontology annotation, biological process: transsulfuration.